CUAGGUCCAGCUCGCCUCUGGCGUCCUCGCUCACCCCCGCGUUCUGGCCUCUGCUCACGCCGCCUCCAGCGCCUGUCUCCACCGCUCGGCCUCCUGCGCCUGGCCGCCAGGCUCGCCUCCGGUGCUCCUUUGCUGUGUUUCUCGCGGACGCCGUAAUGAAGGCCCUCGCCAUCCCUCUUGAACUCCCCUUUUCGCAUUUAUGUUUCUCAGCAAGUUCGAAUGCCAUGUUAAUGUCGUCUCCAUCGUCCAAUCUUCUGCCAUGGCCGCUGCAACACUGCAGCUUGCUGUGUGCGGUGCCAGGGCGGCAACAACUCACCUCUGCUGCCCAUAGAGUGUUCGACAAAAUGUCUAGCAGCCUUAACACAUGGAGGUAUUGACUCAUGUUCCAGCACAAUACGUCAGAUGCGGGAUCAGUUUCAUCAUUGUAUAUUCAAAUCGUACAUAACAAGCGUGAUUGAAAAGGGCGCAGCGAAGCGCGCUUGCAAUUUUCCCCAGGCUAAUUUGAUUCGUGACAUGGAAAUUGCUGCUACCUAUCGGUGUCGCCGUAAAUCCCCCGCUCCAUCCAUCGCCUCCCAGCUUGCAGGAAUUCAAUGUUGAUUGGCAAAAAGCAGCUGCUACUCUUCUUGUCGCCAUAGGUUCACAUGAUCCAGACUUGAUGAUGGAGGAAAUAUUUCUUCACUUCUCUGGACCAACUUCUGCUUUGCCCACCCUGUUACAGAUACUUGCAGAUUUUGCCUCAGCUGAAGCCUUGCAGUUUACCCCACGGUUAAAGGACGUGCUUUUGCGUGUUUUACCUAUCCUAGGAAGUGUACGAGAUGGCCAACGGCCUGUUUUUGCAAAUGCAUUCAAGUGUUGGUGCCAGGCUGCAUGGCAGUACCUAGGAGAUGCCCCCUCUGAGCUUCCUUUUGACUCUGAUGUUAUGUCCUUCAUGAAUUCAGUAUUUGAAUUACUGAUAAAAGUAUGGACAGGUUCACGUGAUCUAAAGGUGCGGUCAUCCUCUGUGGAGGCUUUGGGAGAAAUGGUUGACUUGGUCACUAGGUCACAGUUGAAAUCAGCAUUGCCAAGGAUUAUACCAACAAUGCUGGAUCUAUGCAGGAAAGAUCAGGAAGUUGCUUUUGUUGCGUCUCACAGUCUUCACAACCUUCUUAAUGCAUCGUUAUUGUCUGAAAGUGGCCCCCCUUUACUUGAUUUUGAGGAGCUUACUGUUAUCUUGAUUACGCUUCUUCCAUUAGUAUCUGUCAAUAAUGGCAAAGAUGAGCAUUAUGUUUCAAAGGGAUUGAAGACAUACAAUGAGCUCCAGCAUUGCUUUUUGGUGAUUGGUUUAGCAUAUCCCGAGGAUCUUUGCAUGUUCCUUUUAAAUAAAUGCAAGUCAAAAGAUGAAGCAUCUAUUGUUGGGGCACUUAGCACAAUAAAACACCUAUUGCCCAGAUUAUUGGAAUCAUGGCAUACUAAACAAGCAUCUCUGGUUGAAAUCGUGAAAUCACUUUUAGAGCACCAGAGCUUGGGCAUACGUAUGGCGCUAGCUGAGCUAAUUGUUGUUAUGGCUUCACACUGCUAUUUGAGUGGGCAACCUGCUGAGCUGGCUGUUGAGUUCUUGGUGCGGCAUAGUGCUAUAACUGAUGAUGAUCUAAAUGAUCUUGGCACUCUAAAAAAUGAGUACUUCCAGGACAAAAGAUUUGAGAUGAAAGUAAGUCUUGCUGGCUUAUCAGAACUAAGAGCUGUAUGUGAAAAGGGUCUACUUUUACUAGCAAUCACCAUUCCUGAAAUGCAGCUUGUUCUGUGGCCAUUCAUCUUGAAAUUAAUAAUUCCGAAGAAGUAUACUGGUGCGGUAGCUACGGUCUGCAAAUGCAUAACUGAGUUGUGUAGGCACAAAUUGUCGCACAUGAACCCACUAUAUACUGAAUUUAAUGCAUCAAACGAUACCCCCAAUCCUGAGGAUUUAUUUGCUCGUUUGGUUGUGCUUAUGCAUAAUCCACUUGCUAGGGGCCAACUGGCCACCCAGAUCCUGACGGUUCUGUGCUACCUGGGUCCACUUUUCCCCAGAAACCUUUCUUUAUUUUGGCAAGAUGAGGUCCCUAAGAUGAAAGCUUACAUCAGUGAUCCUGAAGACCUUAAGCAAGAUAGCACAUACCAGGAAAUAUGGGAUGACAUGAUAAUAAAUUUUUUAGCAGAAUCUUUGGAUGUUGUGAAUGAUACUGAGUGGGUCAUUUCCUUGGGUGAUGCAUUUGCAAGGCAGUAUGAUCUGUAUGCUAUAUCUGACGAACAUUCUGCUUUACUGCACAGGUUCCUCUCAUUUUUCUCAUUUGGUGCAAUUGCAAAAGUGGAAGAUGUGGAUGAUACAUACGCAGCAUUGGCAUUGAUGUAUGGUUAUGCUGCAAGAUAUGCUCCAUCAACUGUUAUCGAAGCCAGAAUUAAUGCACUUGUGGGCACUAAUAUGCUUGGAAGGCUGCUUCAUGUUCAGCAUCCUACUGCAAAGCAAGCUGUCAUUACUGCAAUCGACCUUUUAGGCCGAGCUGUUAUUAGUGCUGCUGAAAUGGGAAUAUCAUUCCCACUGAAACGAAGAGAUCAGUUGCUGGAGUACGUUUUUAACUCUAAUGGGUAGGGAUCAAAUAAUGAUCUCACUGAUUUCAACACUGAGCUUUUGCACACGCAGAGUCUUGCUUUAAGUGCCUGUACUACUCUUGUUUCAUUAGAACCAAGAUUACCAAUGGAAACAAGAAACCGUGUCAUGAAGGCAACAUUAGGUUUUUUUGCAUUGCC
Panicum virgatum (switchgrass) is the source of this 2760-nucleotide messenger RNA. Its product is annotated as protein SHOOT GRAVITROPISM 6-like. The transcript has 26 exons. Gene Ontology annotation, cellular component: cytoplasm. NCBI's taxonomy places the organism in Eukaryota, Viridiplantae, Streptophyta, Magnoliopsida, Poales, Poaceae. The coding region runs from base 656 to 2602 and encodes 648 amino acids. The record is from RefSeq and is a predicted model, not a curated record.